GCGGAGGAAGACGGAAGGAGCUGUUUCCUCAUGACUGACUGAUCAUCCAAACUCACACACAGGUUUCCCACGAGACCUGCCUCCUGGACCAGGUGUUGGAGCUGAUUAUGAAUGAGAAGCCGCCAAAUAGUGCCAGUCUUUUCCUGAACGAGGACGCAGACAAGCCCCCCCGGCCGGAGAAAGGAGACCUGAGGAGACGCCUACGCAGGGUCAUGGAGAGGAAAGCGAGCAGCAUGAAGGAGAGGAUGAGCUCCAUCAGCACCGACACCGUCAAAGGUUUCCUCAAAAGAAACCUCUUUGUGCUUUUCACUGUUGCUGCUGUGGCUCUGGGUGUAAUCCUGGGCUUUGCUCUACGCCCACACAACCUGUCUCUGAGGGAGAUCAAGUACUUUGCCUUUCCUGGGGAGCUGCUAAUGAGAAUGUUACAGAUGCUGGUGCUGCCACUCAUCAUCUCCAGUCUGGUCACAGGUAUUUCCUCCCUGGACAGCAAAGCCUCUGGUAAGAUGGGGGUCCGUGCGGUGGUCUACUACAUGGUGACCACCCUGAUAGCUGUGUUCAUUGGCAUUGUCAUCGUGAUGAUCAUCCGGCCAGGUAAAGGCAGCAGAGACAGUCCUGUGGCUAACAGUGGGAACAUCGAGCCAGUUCAGGCCGCUGAUGCUUUUCUAGAUCUCAUCAGGAACAUGUUUCCUCCCAACCUGGUAGAAGCUUGUUUUAAACAGUAUAAAACUGUGUACAAGAAGAUUGUACACACACGAAAUGUGACAGUGACACUGAACCUCACAGAGUCUGUGAACAUGACGGAUUCCAACCUGAACCUUAGCAGAGUCCUGCACACCAUCCAGGAGACAGUGGAGGAGACUGUUCCAAUGUCUGGCUCCUCCGGUGGAGUCAAUGCUCUGGGACUGGUGGUUUUCUCCAUGUGCUUUGGUCUGGUCAUUGGGAACAUGAAGCAGCAGGGUCAGGCUCUGAGAGACUUCUUUGACUGCCUGAAUGAAGCAAUCAUGAGGCUGGUGGCAAUCAUCAUCUGGUACGCUCCGGUGGGUAUCCUGUUCCUGAUUGCAGGGAAGAUUGUUGAAAUGAAGGAUCUGGCAGAGGUUGGCGGUCAGCUGGGGAUGUACACCAUGUCGGUUAUUGUUGGUCUUCUCAUCCAUGGUCUGUUUGUGCUGCCGCUGCUCUACUUCCUGGUUACCAGGAGGAAUCCCUAUAGCUUCAUUGGUGGUCUGCUCCAGGCGCUCAUCACCGCCUUGGGAACUUCCUCCAGUUCUGCAACUUUGCCCAUCACAUUCCGCUGUCUGGAAGAAAACAACAGGGUGGAUAAACGGGUGACACGUUUCGUCCUACCUGUGGGUGCCACUAUCAACAUGGAUGGUACCGCCCUCUACGAAGCUGUGGCAGCUAUUUUUAUCGCUCAAGUCAAUGACAUGGAUCUAAACUUUGGACAGAUACUCACUAUCAGUAUCACAGCAACUGCUGCCAGCAUCGGAGCAGCAGGCAUCCCUCAGGCUGGCCUGGUUACUAUGGUGAUUGUAUUGACAUCGGUGGGACUGCCCACAGAGGACAUAACACUGAUCAUCGCAGUAGAUUGGUUCUUGGACCGCUUGCGUACCACCACUAAUGUGCUUGGUGACUCCCUUGGAGCUGGUAUUGUGGAACACCUUUCCCGUGGAGAGUUGCAAAAUCAGGAUGCUGAGGUGCGCAACUCUGUAAUUGAGGAGAAUGAGAAGCCCUACCAGCUUAUCUGCCAGGAAAAUGACUCUAUGAACCACCACAACAGUGAGACAACAAUGUGA
Messenger RNA from Sphaeramia orbicularis (orbiculate cardinalfish), 1790 nucleotides. RefSeq names its product solute carrier family 1 member 6 (gene slc1a6). Gene Ontology annotation, biological process: L-glutamate transmembrane transport. NCBI's taxonomy places the organism in Eukaryota, Metazoa, Chordata, Actinopteri, Kurtiformes, Apogonidae. The coding region runs from base 108 to 1790 and encodes 560 amino acids. The transcript is spliced from 11 exons. Gene Ontology annotation, molecular function: neutral L-amino acid transmembrane transporter activity; L-glutamate transmembrane transporter activity; glutamate:sodium symporter activity. Gene Ontology annotation, cellular component: plasma membrane. The record is from RefSeq and is a predicted model, not a curated record.